This is a messenger RNA of Candidula unifasciata, 310 nucleotides long. Lineage: Eukaryota; Metazoa; Mollusca; Gastropoda; Stylommatophora; Geomitridae. The record is from the annotation of a GenBank genome assembly.
GUAUGAGAUUAUGCUGCAGUGUUGGCAUGCAGUACCCGCAGAGAGACCCACAUUCUCCCAGCUGUACCGUGACAUCACCACCAUGGUGGAGCAGAUAGAGCACAAGAUGGGCAACGUACAGCAGAACAUACAGUCUACUUACGUCAACAUCAGCGAGUGCAACCACUACCACUACAGGGAUGAGGUGGAUGGCAUGGGAAUAGGCGGUCCUAAGUCAGGGCGGAUUUUGUCAAACCAAAGUCAAGGGGGAGGAGAGGAGGAUGCAUUUAUAGACAGCCAUGUGCCGGAAACAACCCCAUUGAAAGUUUAG